Phaedon cochleariae (mustard beetle) is the source of this 426-nucleotide messenger RNA. Lineage: Eukaryota; Metazoa; Arthropoda; Insecta; Coleoptera; Chrysomelidae. The record is from the annotation of a GenBank genome assembly.
AUGCCAAGGAAAUCCAAAAGAACCAGCAAGAUCGAUGAAGGCGAAGCGACGGAAGAUCUGAUCAAUACCAGAUUGAUUCCCCUUGAAAGUACACUAUCGGCAACACAGGAAAACAUCAGAUUAUUGGAGAAGAAUACCAACGAUUCAUUUUUUCGAAUGGAGGAUCAGUUCAAGAAGCAAUUCUCAACUCUUCAGAAUCUGUUGGAGAAAUUGAUACCUGGUGAUUCAGAUGAGCGAUUCCCAGAGUCAGUACUCGGAAAAAGCAGCCCCAACAAACUGGUGCUGAGAAAUGUACAAAUCGAAGCUUCCGGCAAAUACAAGUGUGAAGUAUCAUCAGACGCACCAAAUUUUUACACCUAUAUGCAGUCAGGAUACAUGUAUGUUAUCGUACUUGGUACAAAACCUCAUGAAAUCGGUUUGGCAUAG